CCACUCUCGUUGUUCCUUUCAGCAAAUGGCGGAUGACGCCGGUGCUGCGGGAGGGCCCGGAGGGCCCGGGGGCCCUGGAAUGGGAGGCCGCGGCGGUUUCCGCGGUGGCUUCGGCAGCGGCAUCCGGGGCCGGGGCCGGGGCCGUGGUCGGGGCCGGGGCCGAGGCCGCGGAGCUCGCGGUGGCAAGGCCGAGGACAAGGAGUGGAUCCCCGUCACCAAGCUGGGCCGCCUGGUCAAGGACAUGAAGAUCAAGUCCCUGGAGGAGAUCUAUCUCUUCUCCCUGCCCAUCAAGGAGUCUGAGAUCAUCGACUUCUUCCUGGGAGCCUCCCUCAAGGACGAGGUCUUGAAGAUCAUGCCUGUGCAGAAGCAGACGCGUGCGGGCCAGCGGACCAGGUUCAAGGCAUUUGUCGCCAUCGGAGAUUACAAUGGACACGUCGGUUUGGGUGUCAAGUGCUCCAAGGAGGUAGCCACUGCCAUCCGCGGAGCCAUCAUUCUGGCGAAGCUUUCCAUUGUCCCUGUGCGGCGAGGCUACUGGGGGAACAAGAUCGGCAAGCCCCACACUGUCCCGUGCAAGGUGACUGGCCGCUGUGGCUCUGUGCUGGUGCGUCUCAUCCCCGCCCCCAGAGGCACUGGCAUUGUCUCGGCCCCUGUGCCCAAGAAACUGCUGAUGAUGGCUGGUAUUGACGACUGCUACACCUCGGCCAGGGGCUGCACUGCCACCCUAGGGAACUUUGCCAAGGCUACUUUCGAUGCCAUCUCCAAGACCUACAGCUAUCUCACCCCUGAUCUCUGGAAGGAGACUGUGUUCACCAAGUCUCCCUAUCAGGAGUUCACGGACCAUCUUGUGAAGACCCACACCAGAGUCUCUGUUCAGAGGACCCAGGCUCCAGCUGUGGCUACCACAUAGUUUUAUACAAGAAAAAUAAAGUGAACUAAAGCUUG
Messenger RNA from Mustela lutreola (European mink), 942 nucleotides. RefSeq names its product ribosomal protein S2 (gene RPS2). NCBI's taxonomy places the organism in Eukaryota, Metazoa, Chordata, Mammalia, Carnivora, Mustelidae. Gene Ontology annotation, cellular component: cytosolic small ribosomal subunit; ribosome. The transcript is spliced from 7 exons. Gene Ontology annotation, molecular function: structural constituent of ribosome; RNA binding. Gene Ontology annotation, biological process: translation. The record is from RefSeq and is a predicted model, not a curated record. Bases 26 to 907 code for a protein of 293 amino acids.